AGAAAUGAAUUUUUCUCAUGUUUUCUACAUGCUUGAUUUUGCCGAGUGUGUUGUGGAUUUAAAUAAAUUUAAGAGUCUAUUCCUCAAUUGUAUAUAAAAGUUCAGAGACGUUUUUUGUUUUUGUGUUUUUAAUAAUUUUAUAGACUGAUUACUUCUUCGAUUAGUGCUUUUAAAAUUUUAAUUCCGAAGUAAAUAUGAGUAAAGGCAAGAAAUUUUUUGGUAGAAAGAAAAAAGGAAUAACAAAAAAAGUUGUAAAGAAGAAAAAAGCUGAUGAAGACUAUAUCAAUAAAAAAUCCAUCUUUAACAGAUAUAAAAACAAACAAAAAAUGGAAAAGGAAUUAGAGAUAAAACGGCAGUGGGAAAAAAAAAUUCAAGAGAGACAAACAACAUAUUCUGAUGAAGAAGAAGAGGAAGAGGAUGCCUAUGGUCAGUUGGUAUCAUGUUUCACUAAUAAAAAAGGCAGGCUCACUGUAGACAGUGAGGAAAGUUCCAGCAGUGAUAAUUCAGAUACUGAAGAAAAAAUUAGAAGUAGUGAUGAAUUAGAACAACAAAUGACAUCGCAAAGUGACUUAUGUGAUGAUGUAAAUGAGGAAAAAGAUAUAGCCGGUACUGCAGAAUUAGAGGAUUCCAAUGAAGAUGAAUUUGAGCCUGAACAAGAUAGCAACAAUGAUCCUUUCACUAGGCAUCUACAAUAUGAUUUAAGUGAUGAACUAUUCAUUUCCCUCUCAAAUUCUUCACCUAAUGUAGACCAAUUCAUCAAAACCUGGCCAGUACUUGGAAACUUAUCUAUAACAAUACCAAAACCAGUAGAAAGUAAUUUAAAAAGAGUGAAACCUAAGAUUUCAAUAUUAGAGAAAAAAACAUAUGCACCACAUGGAUCAGCUCCACAUAACAUUACCAAAAUAGACUUUAAUUUACUACAUUUAAAGUCACAAAUUCAUGGUAAUAUCACAUCUAGUAAUAAAAUUAAUCUGAUUAAAAAAGAUUUAGAACUGAUAGAAGUGUUAACUCCCUUACAAAAGGAACUGUUUGCUGUUAUAAAUAAUUAUCAGGAUUUAUAUUACCCUGAAAGAACAUUUAUAAAUGCAGAUGAAAUUCGAUACAUUUAUUGUCUUCAUGUUGUGAACCACAUGUUAAAAACUCGAACUAAAAUCAUACAUCAUAAUGCAAAAUUAUCAAAGAAAUCUGACAUGUCUGAUGAAUUUCGGGAUCAAGGUCUGGUGCGACCAAAGGUUAUAAUAUUGGUUCCAUUCAAAGAUGCAGCUUAUAGAGUUAUUAAAACAAUUAUCGAUAUUUUAGUGCCAAAAGAGGCUGGACAAGUACUGAAUAAAAAUAGGUUUGAAGAUGAUUUCACAGGCGGUGAACUGAUAAUGCCCAAAAAAAACCCUAAACCGGAAGAUUAUGAACUAUUAUUUGCUGGCAACACAGAUGAUACAUUCCGUCUUGGCAUGACUUUAACUAAGAAAACACUCAAGCUAUACACAGAUUUUUAUUCAUCUGAUAUUAUAGUGGCCUCUCCUCUUGGAUUACGAAUGAUUAUUGGGGCAGAAGGGGAGGAAGAUCGUGAUUAUGAUUUUUUGGCUUCUAUUGAAAUAUUGGUAAUGGAUCAAACUGAUGUAUUCCUAAUGCAAAAUUGGGACCACUUGCUCCAUGUCUUGGAUCAUUUUCAUUUGCAGCCAAAAAAAACUCAUGGGGCUGACUUUUCCAGAGUUAGAUCUUGGGCUGUAAACGGAUGGUCAAAAUACUACAGGCAGACAUUGAUAUUUUCAUCUUUGUUGUUACCAGAGAUAAAAUCUGUGAUGAAUAAAAAAUGCUACAAUUAUGCCGGAAAGGUUAUAAUAGCUAAUCCUGUUGAGGUGGGCACUAUACAGCAAGUGUUAAUACAAGUACCACAGAUAUUCCAUAGGUUCAAUGCCACAAAUCCAUUGAGAUCAGUUGAUGAAAGAUUUGAUUACUUCAUCAAAGAAAUUUUACCGAAACAACGUGAUACGUUGAUGAGCCAUACACUUUUGUAUGUUCCUAGUUAUUUUGAUUAUGUUCGUAUCCGUAAUUACUUCAAAAAGGAAGAUAUAAGUUUUGUACAGAUAUGUGAAUACUCAAAGGAUUCCAAAAUUGCACGAGCACGAGACAUGUUCUUCCACACUGAAGCUCAUUUCUUGCUGUACUCUGAGAGAGUACACUUUUUCAGGAGAUUUCGUAUUAAGGGAAUUCGUCAUAUAAUAUUUUAUCAGCCCCCUACAUACCCCCAUUUUUAUUCAGAAAUGUGCAAUCUUAUGCAGGAGAGCAAUCAAAACAAGUACGGUGGCAGCGAGUGCAAUAUGACGGUGUCAGUAGUGUGGAGCUCGUACGACGCAGCGCGGCUCGCUGCAUUGCUGGGCACACAGCGCGCCGCACGUAUGCUGCAUUCCGACAAGCCUGUACAUAUGUAUAUGACUGGAGAUUAAUAAAUUGUAUAGGUAUAUAUAAUAAACGUUUUAUUAA
Molecule: messenger RNA, 2481 nt
Organism: Galleria mellonella (greater wax moth)
Lineage: Eukaryota; Metazoa; Arthropoda; Insecta; Lepidoptera; Pyralidae
Product: U3 small nucleolar RNA-associated protein 25 homolog
Exons: 8
Coding region: 195-2444 (749 amino acids)
Biological process (GO): maturation of SSU-rRNA from tricistronic rRNA transcript (SSU-rRNA, 5.8S rRNA, LSU-rRNA)
Cellular component (GO): nucleolus; small-subunit processome
Molecular function (GO): rRNA binding; U3 snoRNA binding
Source: RefSeq, a predicted model, not a curated record